This is a messenger RNA of Arctia plantaginis, 372 nucleotides long. NCBI's taxonomy places the organism in Eukaryota, Metazoa, Arthropoda, Insecta, Lepidoptera, Erebidae. The record is from the annotation of a GenBank genome assembly.
AUGUUAGAAAAAUUUGACGGCGGCAAAUUUAAGUACGUCAAUUCAAUCAUUACAUGUGAUGAAACUUGGCUUUACUAUUUUGAUGUCCCAACUAAAUCCCAAAGCAAAGUAUGUGUGUUUCAAGAUGAAGAUACGCCAACGUCUGUCAAAAUGUCUCAAACUGUUAAAACAAGAAUGGUGGCUGUAUUUUUCUCAAAACGCGGAAUACUGUCGACUAUCGUGCUUGAUAAACAGAAGACUGUUACUGCAAGUUGGUACACGGAAAAAUGUUUGCCUCGAGUUUUAGAAGCGUUGAAAAAUGAGCGACCAAACUCAAGACUCGACACAUGGUUUCUGCAUCAGGACAACGCUCCCGCACAUCGGGCUGGCUGA